UAUAUAUAUAUAUAUUAUGAGAAAAUAAAUAAAAUAGACAAUAAUAAACUAGUAUUAUUUACCCACAUAACUACUAACUUUUUUUUAACGCCAUUUAAAAAUUAAAUUUUUAUUCUCUUAUUCCUGUAUAUUCAACGAACGAAACUAUCUCCAACAAUGCAAUCUCAACAAGGGGUCAGUCAAACUUCUGAAGGAAAAAUUCCCCUCUGCGGAAAUACGAAUUGCCAAUGCAUAAAAUGCGAAUGCUCUAAGGAAUGCUGCAAAUGCGGCAAAAGUGACACAAAAGGAGAAAAGGGCCAAAAAUGUUGUAAUGAAAGUUGCCACUGUUGCGACAAGGGAUGUUGUAACUGCUGUAAAAAAUGCUGCGCUGAAAAAGGUUGCACGCCUGGCAAAGAAUGUUUGAAAGGUCCAGGAUGUGAUUGUAGUUGUAAAAUGCAAAAGAAAUGUUUCAUGAAAACCUGGACACAAACCUUAAAUUAAAUUAUUAAGUUAACUAUUAAUCCACAAAUUGUGCAGUUUUAUCACACAUAAGCUUUAUUUAUAGCGUAUCGUUAGUUGAACUUUGUCAUUACACUAUCGAAAUUAUAUUAUAAA
Gordionus sp. m RMFG-2023 is the source of this 594-nucleotide messenger RNA. RefSeq names its product keratin-associated protein 5-9-like. Lineage: Eukaryota; Metazoa; Nematomorpha; Gordioida; Chordodea; Parachordodidae. The transcript is spliced from 6 exons. The record is from RefSeq and is a predicted model, not a curated record. The coding region runs from base 157 to 480 and encodes 107 amino acids.